Molecule: messenger RNA, 1283 nt
Organism: Drosophila eugracilis
Lineage: Eukaryota; Metazoa; Arthropoda; Insecta; Diptera; Drosophilidae
Exons: 1
Coding region: 161-1093 (310 amino acids)
Source: RefSeq, a predicted model, not a curated record
CGACAUACAAGUCAGAUUCGAGUCGCCAGCUCCGGACCAAAUUAGUCCAGUCAGAACCUAGAAAAUUUUAAACACAGCCGGAAAUUGGUAGCUGCUCAAUAAGUAACAGGGAAACGAUAUCAAUCCCGAGGGGUCAGAACAACUAGAAUAUCCCAAAAAUAUGCACAAGCAGCGUUUGCCCUUCAACGGGGGCCCAGGAGGUUUUGGAGCCAGUGCCUUCAACUUCAAUGCCCCGCAGUUCGGCGAUGGCGGUGGGUUUGGACACGGACCAGUGCCCGAGGGCCUCAAUGGGAUGCCGUUCCUGGGCAAAUCGUCCACCAAACCGCUGAUGCGUUCAAUUAGCCGCCAGCGCUUGAUGGUCGAAGGAGUUGGACUGGAUUCUCUGCCACCACCACUUCCUGCUAUGGCCCAGCGCAUUCUAAGUGGCGGAGUAGGACCCGGUCAACGAAUGGGAUUGCCCCACAUCCCUAACUAUUACGGUUCCUACGAAGGCGACCAUUCAGCGUCUUCGAUGUCCGUGCUGGAGGACACCACCCCACCAGACUUCAUGAAGCAGACUCCUAGGCGGGGGGAUGGGCCAUCUCGUUCAGGAGGACACUCGGCCUUUUCGGACACGGACUCUGAGAGCGAUCUGCGCAGUCAGCAGAAGGGUACAGGUUUGACAGAGUCCCGCUGGAACCGCGCCUUUGGAUGCUUGAUGGAUGCUCUCCCGGAGCAGAAGCGAAAGCGCGUGAGGGAGACGCUGCAGCGCUGUGGACAGACCGCUAUUGCCAAGCACCUGCAGGUGUUGCUGCAACUGCUGGCCCUGGUAAUGGCUGUGAGUUUCUGUCAAAUCCAGCGCGCCGUCAAGUUCUGCGGCGGCGUGCACUUCCGCGUAGGACGUGCCAAAUUCCAGUUGCGCAGCUCCCUUCGCAAAAUGCUGUGGCGCCUGGCCAAUGCCAAAGCCAAUGACACCUUGCUCUUUCUCAUCGUGGUUCUGGUGACGCCCUGGCUAUUCCUCUUCAGCCUUGUGGGCUUCGCCUUGUCAUUCAUGUUCUCCAUAAGAACGGGGUUGACGGAGGGCAUGCGGCAGAUGCGCCGGCGUGUGUUUUAGGCCAACCAUUAGUGGACCAAAAAAGGGAGAGAAACUGCACCCAGAAUCCUCUUUCUCUACUUUAUUAACACAUCACACAAGGACACUUGAGCAGCGCAUUCCACACAACAAAAGAAGACAAACUACUGGAAACCAACUGGAAUUCAACUAUAUUUUGUGUUGCAGCAACAAAAUAGAGUUCAAAAAUGUA